AUGCUCUUCCUUCGAUUACUUGCAGCUCUCAUUCUCAUGGCGCCGCCGGGGGCCGAAGCCGAGGCCCCCCGCUGCACCGUCUUCACCGCCGUCAGAACCUACGAGGAGUGCACCAAUCUGCCCACCCAGCAGGCCUCGCUCGCCUGGACCUACCACGCCCAAAACGCCACCGUCGACGUCGUCUUCUCCGGCACCGUCAUCUCCCCCACCGGCUGGGUUGCCUGGGGCAUCAACCCCGGCUCCCCAGAGAUGACCGGCACUCGCGCCCUCGUCGCCUUCACUGACCCCGCCACCGGCAGCGCCGCCGUCCUGCCCUUCGUGCUGGACUCCUCCGCCAAGCUUCAGCUAGCGCCGCUCACCUCCCGCCCCCUCGACAUCCCCCUCCUCGCCUCCUCCGCCGUCUUCCGCCGCACCGCCGUGGAGAUCCACGCGACCCUGCGGCUGGCGCCCAACCGAACGACGCUCCACCAUGUGUGGAACCGGGGCUCACAGAUGGAGGGCCACUCCCCCAGUAUCCACCCAUUAACGCCGGCGGAUCUCAGUUCCCGAGCAACCGUCGACAUCGCCGCCUCCAUCCUAACGGCAGGGCCACCCCACCGCCGAGCCAAUCUGCAGCGUGCCCACGCCGUCCUCAGCGCACUCUCGUGGGGGUUCCUUCUGCCCGUCGGGGUCGUGGUGGCGCGCUACCUGCGGCAGUACGAGUCCGCCGGACCGAGCUGGUACUACGCGCACGCCGCCGUGCAGCUAGUGGGCUUCGUCAUGGGCACAGCGGGAUUCGCCGUCGGGCUCCACCUGGGGAGGAGCUCCUCGCGGAGUGCUGUCUACGGGCUCCACGGCAAGCUGGGGGCGGCGGCGUUCUCUACGGCGGCGCUGCAGACGCUAGCGCUGCUCUUCCGGCCGAAGACUACCCACAGGUUCCGCCGGUACUGGAAGUCGUACCACCACCUCGUGGGCUACACCUGCGUGGUGCUCGCGCUAGUCAACGUCUUCCAGGGCUUCGAGCUGAUGGGCCUCGGCCGGUCCUACGCCAAGCUGGGCUACUGCCUGGUGCUGUCGACGCUGCUGGGGGUGUGCGUGACGCUUGAGGUCAACGCCUGGUUCUUGUCUCAGAGGAGAACCCACGAGGGGGAGAAAACGACGAGGACCGAGAGGGGGAUCGUCGAGAGCUCCUCCGAAGGGUAG
This is a messenger RNA of Spirodela intermedia, 1182 nucleotides long. Lineage: Eukaryota; Viridiplantae; Streptophyta; Magnoliopsida; Alismatales; Araceae. The record is from the annotation of a GenBank genome assembly.